This is a messenger RNA of Blastomyces dermatitidis ER-3, 3284 nucleotides long. Its product is annotated as C6 transcription factor. Bases 702 to 1844 code for a protein of 380 amino acids. Lineage: Eukaryota; Fungi; Ascomycota; Eurotiomycetes; Onygenales; Ajellomycetaceae. Gene Ontology annotation, biological process: regulation of DNA-templated transcription. The record is from RefSeq and is a predicted model, not a curated record. The transcript has 3 exons. Gene Ontology annotation, molecular function: DNA-binding transcription factor activity, RNA polymerase II-specific; zinc ion binding.
AACCAGCUUAAGUCCGUGGUGAUAUAAUCAAUAUGUAAAGGGCCUGCUCUCCCUCGUUUUUGAUAUGUUUCUGGGAAGGAGGGCACAGCUGGUUUGUUUCGUUGCUGCCAUUGUCGAUCUUGCUUUGCAUAUCAUAUAUUUUUGUAUACUAUAUAUAUAUACAUUUCUUCCUUCCUAUUAACUUUCUCGGCAAGUUGCUGAUCGGUUGUCUCUGUCAUACUUGUGCUUUGCAACCCUUCUACUUAUAUCUUAAACCCCCCUGGUUCACUCGCUCCCUAUUAUUAUAGCCAGCUCUCUCGAAAUCGAAAAAUAAUAAAUAUCUGCGAACUCAUUAUUAUAUUGAAGCAAGCUCCCAUUCUCCUCCUCGUCUCGUCCCAAGCUUCUCCAAAGUAACUUAUAGUACCGCAACCUAUAUAUAUAUGAUCAUUUCCGGCACUGUACCUACCGUCCAGUCUGAUAUAUGGGCGGAGCUCUCACUUGCUAUUAGUUUCUAGAUACAUAUAAUCUAGAUAAACGUCGUGUCGCAUACGGUCCAUAAAGUCCCUCGAACACUAAGUGUUCCCACAAGCGCGAGAUCAUCAAAGUUCCAAGUUGUGGGUGCGUGGUGUAGAUUGGCGCAAGCUCGCGGUGCCCGGCAUCGAGAUAUCUAGUUCCAGCAACCCUGCGCGCUCUGGCGCCAUAUAGCUUAGCCUCCAUUCGCAAUGACGGCUCACCAGCCAAGUCCCCCCGUGGAUGCUUCGUCUCCGUCAGAAGGCAAUGUCCGCAAAAGAGUGUGCAAAGCCUGUGACCGGUGUCGCCUAAAGAAGUCAAAGUGUGACGGAGCAAAUCCAUGCGGGCGAUGUAAGACGGAUAAUGCGAUCUGUGUGUUUGGAGAACGGAAAAAGGUGCAUGACAAAGUAUAUCCUAAAGGAUACGUUGAAAUGCUAGAACAACAACAGGCACAGCUAGUUGCUGGCCUCCAAUCACUCUAUAAGAUGAUGUUGGACGGAGAAGAAUGGCCGGGCGACCCCCUCAAGGAAUCGGGAAAUGGACACCCCCUUACACACGACAUUCUAGAACGAUUAGGAGCACUUAAGCAAGAGGGUAACUCGGGCGAUGAGCCAUUCGAAGAUGAUCUACAAUUAGCGCAAAAGAAGCUAAUUGCGAAUGGUGCUGGAUUUAUGCAACGGCAGGACUCAACAAGUGGUUCGGAAAGUGAGCAUUCGCCAAUAUUCCCCUCGAGACCGUCCUUGUUUGAAACCCCGUUUUCGAUGAAUCCCAACCAACUCCCACCUACUCCUCCGAGCCCACGCACUUUUCCUCCCCGAGCACAUCAAAUAUCAGAUCAAAUAAUGGAAGGAAUGUCGCAACACCAGCAACACCAGCAAUUCAUAUUGCAGCAUCAGAGGCAGCAGCAGCAACAAAAUAAGGAUAAUCUCCAGCAGCGCCAGCAGGCGAUGCGGCAUCAACGGCAGCAAUUCCAGCAAAGACAGCAGAUGGAGAUCCACCGACAACAGCAAAAACACCUCCCGCAACCGACAAUGGCUCCGCAACGGCUCUCACAGGUCCAAGCUACACAAACUCAAAUGCAAGUGCUUCUCAGUGCUCCCGGGGCUCCGCCAUCUAUGAACCCUAGUCUCCUUCAGCGACAGCAGUCAUGGUCACAAGGAGGGGGUCUAGAUGACAGUAUGGACAUUUCGCUCGAUUCGCCCCUAAUGUCAUUUGACACGCCGCAACAAACGCAAGCGUUUAGUCGGCCGAUUUCACUUACUGGGGGACUUAAUUCGUGUUUGCCAAUACAGCCAGACUGGAUGGAGGAUGCUGACUUUAAAGCAUUUUUAAAUCCAAGUGCUACAAUGAUAUAGGGGGGAAAAAGAAAACCGACAAAUACAGGCCUAACUCCAUUGACUUGUAAUUUUUCCCCCCGUUCCACUUCUUUCGCUUCAUAAUGGUUUUACAUAAUUAUUAUUACCAUCUAUGUUCGUGCCCGAAUAGACCCAUUUUGCUUCUCUCUCGCUUUACUUCUUGCAUGAGCGAUAUCCGAUCUCAUCUCUCAACACUAAUGACGACAAUGAGCUACAUUGAUUGUACUACCCUUUUUCGUUCAUUUUUCAUUUUUGCAUGAGACCUUUUCAACCCCUCAACCCAUUCCCCUCCCAACCCCCUUUCCAACUAUGUAAUAAUCGACACACUUUCCCCAUGCGCAAUAAUCUCCGUAAGGGCUGGAGGAAGAUUGCGGGAUCAUUUGACUUUGUCUAUCUAUCUAGCUCUUUUCGAAUUCAACAAGAAAAAGAAAAACCUAAGCUUGAAUAUCACGCUGCACAAGCUCCUUCUCUCCAUUGCCUUGCGGGCAGAAACAAAAAUGGAUAUGGAUAUGUAACUCCUGUCUACCAUUCAGUCCGAUUCCAUUGCGGGGUAUGUAUCAAGGGAACAUUUCAAUCAAGACUGAUAUCACCUCUCGCUUUGUUUUGAAAAUCAACCCUUUUGAGCACUCAAAGGUUCCCUGCGCUGUAUGGUUUUUUUCUUUUUCUUUCUGUGAUUUGAAUAUUAACUGCCAGCCUUUUUUUUAAUUUCCUCUUUGGCAAAUCUUCGAAAAUUCUUACGCGUUUUCAGUCCUAUUUUACAACCCCUGUAAUCUACGUGUAUAUAUAUCUAUAUAUAUCUAACCUAAUUAAUUAAUCAAUUGGCGAGUUUAUGGACGUGCAAGAUCGAGUAUAAACAACUGAUUGAAGGUGGUAGUAAUAAGUAAUGACCCAGCCCCCAACUUCCCUAUGUACACAGUGACGCUUGCGUAUGACACGUGGUAUAAUUUCAGAUAUUCUACAACACUUUUUUUUUGAAUUUCGACAAUUUGGCCUGCUUUCUUUUUCAGAUAGUUAGUUACUAAAGUGAGAUGCAGCUGAUGAGUAUGUUGAAAAUGAAACAACUAUCACUAGGUUACUCUGAUGCGGUACUUUGCACCCUUCUAUAAGCUAGAUAGAGGCUGGGAGAAGUAGCUGUGACAGCAUCGCCCAUUUUGCACUCUAUAUAUUUCUGUUAAGGGAUGCCAGGGUUAGAGAAAUGAAGAUAGAUGAUAGAUAGGGCUUGCCAAAAAGUUUAGUAUGGCGAAUGAUCAGUCCGCAGGCACAAGUAAUAGGCACAAUGACAGCUGCUAGACAUAAUUCCAAGGAAGAAUAUUAUUCUCUAACUGCCUGAAGAUGAUACUGAUUAGCACAUACAUAGGCCACCUGAGGUACCUACUUUUUCUCUAGGUUCUAAAUCAAUUCAUGUAUGUACUGUACAUGUGCCUUAGCUUUUCAUGAAAU